Brassica oleracea var. oleracea is the source of this 1327-nucleotide messenger RNA. RefSeq names its product rho-N domain-containing protein 1, chloroplastic-like. Gene Ontology annotation, biological process: DNA-templated transcription termination. The record is from RefSeq and is a predicted model, not a curated record. Lineage: Eukaryota; Viridiplantae; Streptophyta; Magnoliopsida; Brassicales; Brassicaceae. The transcript has 2 exons. The coding region runs from base 73 to 1221 and encodes 382 amino acids.
UUUGAGAAAAGCCAAUGGAAGAGGAAGAGGAAGAGGAAGAAGAAUAAGCUAAACCUCUCUCUCUCUCUGUUAAUGGCGCUUUCAGGAAAUUUGCAGCUUACUUCUAAUUACAUUCCUGACACAGGUUAUGGAGUUUCAGACAGCAGGAGCGUCUCUAACUCUGUUGUGUCUAGAAGAACACUUGCUGUAUUACCUUACUCUUCAUGUCUGGUUCACAUCGAGAAUCGAAGAUAUCUAAAGUCUGCCACUAAGAAAAUUUCAUUUGUGUGCCGAGCAAGUUCUUCUGACCAUAGGAGAAACAAUCCUGAUUUCUCAAGAAACAAUAGGAAUGGUUUCAGAGGUAGGAACAGGCGGAACGAAGAUAGAGACGGUUUAGACGGUGGUGGUGGUGGUCUUGAAGACUCUGAAAUGCUGUCUUCCAAAAACGGUCCUGUGUUCUCUCUGUCCAGUUCCCCGAAGUUCCAGGCUACUUCAUCACCUGGACCAAGAGAGAAAGAGAUAGUGAAUCUUUUCAGGAAAGUCCAAGCUCAGCUCCGAGCUCGAGCUGCUGCUAAGAAAGAAGAUAAGAAGACUGAAGAAGCUUCUAAAGGGCAAGGAGGAAAAGAGACUGAGACUGUGGACUCUCUUCUUAAGUUACUGAGGAAGCACUCAGGAGAACAGAGCAAGAAGAACGUUAGCAACUUUGAUUCUGAAAAGCAGCUACAAGGAGAUGAUGAUGAUGAUGCUGAAAGACAGGUUCACAGUUCCAAUAAUUUUGAUUCGCGAAACAGGGAUCAUAAUGCAACACGUUUUACCAGGCCUGCCUCAAGCUUCAGACGCAAUUCGCCUGUACCUAGACAUAAACCUCAGUCUAGUUACUCGAGUGAGGCCAUUUUUGAUGAGGCGUCAAGUUACAGUGUGACUUGGACUCAGAAAAAGGAUCAAGUAGUAGAACCUGAGCCUGAAUAUGAACCAGGACUUGCCCUUCUGGAAUCAGAGCCAGAGCUAAAACCAGAGUCAUUUUACGAUGAGGAGGAUGAAGAUCAUGAUGUCCUUGUAGGUGAAUUAUCAAAUGAUGAUGAUGAGUCUGUCAAUGCCGAGGAAGAAACUGAAAAAAAUGAAGACUUGAGUGCACUGAAGUUGAUAGAACUCAGAGCUAUAGCAAAAUCAAGGGGUCUUAAAGGGAUUUCAAAGAUGAAGAAAACAGAGCUGUUGAAUUUGCUGUGUAGUAAUAAAGCAUGAUGAUAGCUAUGAACAAGAACAUUGUUUUAGUUUCUGAUACAGCCAAUGAAUCUCCAAAUAUUUGUUUCAUUCAUAAUUUGUGCAUGAUGAUUAAAAUUAGUUUUUU